Molecule: messenger RNA, 3185 nt
Organism: Colius striatus (speckled mousebird)
Lineage: Eukaryota; Metazoa; Chordata; Aves; Coliiformes; Coliidae
Gene: PDLIM7
Product: PDZ and LIM domain 7
Exons: 25
Coding region: 69-2288 (739 amino acids)
Biological process (GO): muscle structure development; actin cytoskeleton organization; heart development
Cellular component (GO): adherens junction; filamentous actin; stress fiber
Molecular function (GO): actin binding; muscle alpha-actinin binding
Source: RefSeq, a predicted model, not a curated record
UCGAGUCCCGCAUCCGCCCGCGUCGCUCCGCUCGGCUCCGCUUCGCGGGGGCCCGGCCGGCCGCGGAGAUGGGAGAUAUGGAGUCCUACAAGGUGAUGCUGAACGGGCCAGCACCUUGGGGCUUCAGGCUGCAGGGAGGAAAGGAUUUCAGCAUGCCACUCUCCAUCUCCAGGCUGACGCCGGGCGGAAAGGCGGCCCAGGCCGGCGUGGGAGUGGGCGACUGGGUGCUAUACAUCGACGGGGAGAGCACCAGCUCCAUGACACACAUCGAGGCCCAGAACAGGAUCCGUGCCUGCGGGGACAGGCUCUGUCUCACCCUGAGCAGAGCCCAGAACCACCUGGGGAAGCCACAGAAGGUGCUGAGCCUUGACAAGCAGCCCCCACAGCUGCAGGAGCCCCCCAGCACCCCUGUGUGUGACCCCAUGAAGCUGCGGAUGAUAGAGGAUGCUGAGGACUGGCAUCCCCGCCCCGGGACCACCCAGUCCCGCUCCUUCCGCAAGCUGGCCCGGCUGACGGGCACGGACGGCUUGGAAGAUGAUGAGGAUGAGCUUGUUAAAAAGCCCAGGGAUGCCCGCGGGUCCAGCUGGGGCACGGGCGAGCAGCGGCAGCCCCCGCAGCCGCAGGAGCCCCCCAGCACCCCCGUGUGUGACCCCAUGAAGCUGCGGAUGAUAGAGGAUGCUGAGGACUGGCAGCCCCGCCCCGGGAACACCCAGUCCCGCUCCUUCCGCAGACUGGCCCAGCUGGUUGGCGCAGACAGCAUGGAGGAUCAGGAGGAUGAGCUUGUUAAAAGUCCCAGGGAUGCCCGCGGGUCCAGCUGGGGCGCGUGGGAGCAGCGGCAGCCCCCGCAGCCGCAGGAGCCCCCCAGCACCCCCGUGUGCGAUCCCGGGAAGCUGCGGCUGAUGGAGGAUGCUGAGGACUGGCAGCCCCGCACCGGGACCUCCCAGUCGCGCUCCUUCCGCAAGCUGGCCCGGCUGACGGGCACGGACGGCUUGGAGGAUCAUGAUGAGGUGUUUGAUAAAAAGCCCAGGGAUGCCCGCGGGUCCAGCUGGGGCACGGGCGAGCAGCGGCAGCCCCCGCAGCCGCAGGAGCCCCCCAGCACCCCCGUGUGUGACCCCAUGAAGCUGCGGAUGAUAGAGGAUGCUGAGGACUGGCAGCCCCGCCCUGGGAACACCCAGUCCCGCUCCUUCCGCAGACUGGCCCAGCUGGUGGGCGCAGACAGCAUGGAAGAUGGUGAGGAUGAGCUUGUUAAAAAGCCCAGGGAUGCCCGCGGGUCCAGCUGGGGCGCGUGGGAGCAGCGGCAGCCCCCGCAGCCGCAGGAGCCCCCCAGCACCCCCGUGUGCGAUCCCGGGAAGCUGCGGCUGAUGGAGGAUGCUGAGGACUGGCAGCCCCGCCCCGGGACCUCCCAGUCCCGCUCCUUCCGCAAGCUGGCCCGGCUGACGGGCACGGACGGCUUGGAGGAUCAUGAUGAGGUGUUUGAUAAAAAGCCCAGCCAGGUCUCCGCGCCAGACCCGGCCCCGGGAGCGACGCUGAAGGCUGAGCCGGGACUGGCCCCCAGGACCCCCGCCGCCACCCCCGGCCCCACCAGCCGCCCGCCCUGGGCCGUGGACCCGUCGUUUGCCGAGCGCUACGCCCCGGACAAGACGAGCACGGUGGUGAGCAAGCACAGCCAGCCCGCCACGCCGACCCCCAUGCAGAGCCGCAGCUCCAUCGUGCAGGCGGCCCAGCAGGCCCCCGAGGGCCCGGGACGCACUCCCCUCUGCUACAAGUGCAACAAGGUCAUCAGGGGACGGUACCUGGUGGCGCUGGGACAUUAUUACCACCCCGAGGAGUUCACCUGCUGCCAGUGCAGGAAGGUGCUGGACGAGGGCGGCUUCUUUGAGGAGAAAGGCUCCAUUUUCUGCCCCAAGUGCUACGACACGCGCUACGCGCCCACCUGCGCCAAGUGCAAGAAGAAGAUCACGGGGGAGGUCAUGCAUGCCCUGAAGAUGACCUGGCACGUGCAGUGCUUCACGUGCGCCGCCUGCAAAACUCCCAUCCGCAACCGUGCCUUCUACAUGGAGGAGGGACAGCCCUACUGCGAGAGAGACUACGAGAAGAUGUUUGGGACCAAGUGCCGCGGCUGUGACUUCAAGAUCGACGCCGGGGACCGGUUCCUGGAGGCGCUGGGCUUCAGCUGGCACGACACGUGCUUCGUCUGCGCGAUCUGCCAGACCAACCUGGAAGGGAAGACAUUCUACUCCAAGAAGGACAAGCCGCUCUGCAAGAGCCAUGCUUUCUCCCACGUGUGAGGGGCAGGAGUUCAGCUGUGCCCACGCGUGCCCCUGGCCCUGCAUGCUCCUUUCCCCCCUACCCUGCUGUCCCCAGGGAGCCAGGGUGGGCCCUCACCAUUUCCCCUUGCUCUUGCCUCUCUCCUGGCUGCUCCUGGCCCAGCUCCAGCUGGAGGUGGUGCUGGGGCCAGAGCCCGUUAUAGAUGAGUGGCUGCAUCUGUGCCCCCCACCUGGCCCUGGGAGCCCCAGGAAGGGGACAGGCCAUGGCUCUCCUGCCCCUGAGCCGUGCAGUGUGGUGGCCACAGCCAGGCCCAGCCCGGAGUCGGGGAGGGUCUGGCACAGCAGGGCUGCUCCCUUGCUCGGCUGGGGCCUGGCAGCUCAGUGCCAGGGCAGAGAUGCUCCUCACACAUCUCCAAGUGCGUGAGGACCAGCCCCCACAGCCCCCUGCCCCAUUUUCCCUCCUCUUCCCUGCUGGGGGCUUAGUGUGUGGGGCUGGAGAUGCAGCCCUGCCCCCCACGCCAGGGCCCUGCCCAAGGCAGCCCCCAGCCACCUUGCAACCUGCUGCAGUGGCCUCCCACCCCGGCUGCAUGGCAGGGGCUGUGUGCCAUGUGUGUGUGCCCUGCCCCUCGCCUGCUGCUCCCGGGGGCUGCCACCGGGCAGCACCCUCAGCCCGGCCAUGCUGGGGGGCAGGCAGCGUGCCAGGCCUACCCCAGCCACGGGCUGGCAAUGUGUGCUGAUGGGCAGCCAGGCCGCCAGUGUGCUCCCCCUGGGCUCGGGCACGGCUUCACACCAAAGAGCUCUCUGCCACUGCCAUCCUGGGCCUGCCAAUGCGUCCCCUGCACCCACGCUCUCUGGUCAGGCUGCUGCUGCUGUAGCCACGGUGCUUUUAGUGCCUUCAAUAAACACUUCUCUGCAAGU